AAUUUUUUCCUUUGGGACUCACUGAGAUUACUACUACCAAAUCCAACAAUGGCGAUUUCUUUCGCAAUCGAUCCUUCCAUAUCUCCUUGCUUCUCCUUCUCCUCUCCAUCUUCUUCAUCAAAAACCUUACCUUUACGAAACAACCUCCAUUUCCAUGGCAGACCUUCACCAAUAUCUCCACUCAUUUCAAAACCCAGUCGAAAAUUCCCAAUCUUCUCUGCUCACCAAACUAAUAACAGUGAAGAAGCGAAUUCAAAGCAGCAAGCAGAUGUAAAAACCCUAAUUAGGUCAUAUAAACAAGCUCUUCUCAACGGAGACGAAACCUCAGUUACAGAAAUCGAAACGAUGUUUUGCAAAAUCGAGAAGGAGAAGAAUAAAAUGGAUCAAAAGGUUUUAUCUUUAUCAAUGAAGAUAGCUUCAGAGAAAGAGAUGAAAAUUCGAUUACAAGCUGAUUUUGAUAAUACAAGGAAGAAGCUUGAUAAAGAUAGGCUUAGUACAGAGUCUAAUGCAAAAGUUCAGAUUCUUAAGUCUCUUUUACCUAUUAUUGAUAGUUUUGAGAAAGCUAAGUUACAGGUUAGAGUUGAUACUGAUAAGGAGAAGAAGAUUGAUACGAGUUAUCAAGGGAUUUAUAGGCAAUUUGUUGAGGUUUUGAGAUAUCUUCGUGUUUCGGUUAUUGCAACUGUUGGCAAGCCUUUUGAUCCUUUGUUGCACGAGGCUAUUUCACGGGAAGAAUCUGAGGCGGUUAAAGCAGGGAUAAUAACCGAGGAGCUGAACAAGGGAUUUGUUCUAGGAGAUCGUGUUCUGAGACCAGCAAAGGUUAAAGUUUCUUUAGGACCCGUCAACAAGAAGACUCCUUCAGCUGCUGAGGAAAUAACACCUUCUGCUUGAGUUCGAUGUCGGAUUCAUGAAUCAAAGCAUCUCUCACACAACAACAAGGAAACAGUGAUUCAAGAUUUGGGCUUGAAAUACUUCACACUACACAAGUUGUUACACUACAUUGCACACAUCCCCCACCAUAAAAGAGUCAACAACAUAACAGAACUCUUUUAGUGACUAAAACUGUAACUUGAAUCUUUCUGGAUUGUGACAUUGAAUAUCCUCUU
Molecule: messenger RNA, 1103 nt
Organism: Arabidopsis thaliana (thale cress)
Lineage: Eukaryota; Viridiplantae; Streptophyta; Magnoliopsida; Brassicales; Brassicaceae
Product: Co-chaperone GrpE family protein
Exons: 4
Coding region: 49-888 (279 amino acids)
Biological process (GO): protein folding
Cellular component (GO): cytoplasm; mitochondrial matrix
Molecular function (GO): adenyl-nucleotide exchange factor activity; protein homodimerization activity; protein-folding chaperone binding
Source: RefSeq, marked reviewed